AUGAUCAAAUUGCCUACCCCAUCUGUUCAAACGGCUGAGAAGGAACACCCCGCCGCCACUGCCGGUCUCGUCAUACCCACAUAUGAUACCACACGCGUCUCUUAUUCGACCCCGCCAGCCAUGAAAAGCCUCACAACUACCCAAGACACCAAUUACCACUCGUGA
Messenger RNA from Bipolaris zeicola 26-R-13, 165 nucleotides. RefSeq lists its product as uncharacterized. Lineage: Eukaryota; Fungi; Ascomycota; Dothideomycetes; Pleosporales; Pleosporaceae. The coding region runs from base 1 to 165 and encodes 54 amino acids. The transcript has a single exon. The record is from RefSeq and is a predicted model, not a curated record.